AUGACGGCCAUUAUAGUGUCUGAAAAAAGGUUGCUUCUGUUAACCUUCCUCUGUUUCACCGUAGAAGCCAUGGGCAGGGAAUCGAAAACUCUCCUCGAAAAGCAACUGUUAGCGGAGGAAAAGCUAAAACUGAUCAACAAACCUACAGUGAAAAGCAUUCAGAGUGCAGAUGGUGACGUGAUAGACUGUGUCGAUCUUUACAAGCAACCGGCUCUUGAUCACCCACUUCUCAAAAAGCAUAUCAUCAAGAUGAAACCCACUAACGAUCACUCCAGAAAGAGAAAUAACGAUUCCUCUCAGGCUACUACUUCAGCGGGCCCAACGCCCACACAAACAUGGCAAAAGAGCGGACCAUGUCCCAAUGGAACAGUGCCAAUCCUCCGCGUCCAACGCCAUCACUUGCUCAAUGCUCCUUCCAUUGAAAACUAUGGAAGAAAACCAUGGAAUGGGGUUGUCGAGCACGAAAUCCACUUAUCGAAUCGGACGAUAGCUGCCGGUAUCGAAGGCUUGCACGCAUAUGCAGUGCUAAUUGGAAGCGGAUACAACUACAUCGGCGCCAAAGCAAGCCUCGGCAUCUACAACCCCUGGGUCGGGGCCGACGACGAAUACACCACUUGCCAAAUUUGGCUAAGGCAUGGAGAGUAUAACAACUCAGAGUCCAUUGAACUUGGCUGGAUGGUCAGUGUUCUUGAUCUAUACAUUUGA
Molecule: messenger RNA, 705 nt
Organism: Zingiber officinale
Lineage: Eukaryota; Viridiplantae; Streptophyta; Magnoliopsida; Zingiberales; Zingiberaceae
Exons: 4
Coding region: 1-705 (234 amino acids)
Source: RefSeq, a predicted model, not a curated record